Messenger RNA from Hyaloscypha bicolor E, 333 nucleotides. Its product is annotated as mitochondrial ribosomal protein-like protein subunit L31. The record is from RefSeq and is a predicted model, not a curated record. The transcript has 3 exons. The coding region runs from base 1 to 333 and encodes 110 amino acids. Gene Ontology annotation, molecular function: structural constituent of ribosome. Gene Ontology annotation, cellular component: mitochondrial large ribosomal subunit. Lineage: Eukaryota; Fungi; Ascomycota; Leotiomycetes; Helotiales; Hyaloscyphaceae.
AUGUUUGGAGCGUUCAGACCUACGAACGUGUUAUCUGGAGGUCUUCUAUGGAAGAUCCCAUGGCGGCUCUCCAAAUUCCAGAAAGCGCGACAACGCAAGCGGUUACGGGCUGUCGAUAGUGUGGUAGCGGUCGUAGAUAGAGCUUUGUCGAAGCAGGGGAUUACCACGAAGGCCGUGGAGAGGUGGAAGGAGGAGAUGCCGGUUGAGCAGGAGAUGGUUCCGAAGGACAAGUACACGAUUUUUGAUAGGAAGGAGAAGAAGUAUAGGAAGAGCAUACGCAAGCUGCCGAAGUGGACGAGAGUCUCCCAACGAGUCAAUCCUCCUGGAUACUGA